UUCAACAUGUUGAAUCAAAUCACUUGGAUAUGUUACACAAACAUCCUUUCACUUAGGACUGCAAUAUCUCAGGGUUUGGCUUGUUUUCUGCAUUCCUCAGGGCAAGCAAGAACAAUAUCGAGAGGAACAUGCAAGAUGGGGUCCGUGUUUCGGAGCGAAGAGAUGUGUUUGUCGCAACUUUUCCUUCAGGUGGAGUCGGCCUAUUGCUGUGUGGCAGAACUUGGUGAGCUGGGCCUGGUUCAGUUCAGAGAUUUGAAUGUGAAUGUGAACAGCUUCCAAAGAAAGUUUGUGAAUGAAGUGAGACGAUGUGAAUCCUUGGAAAGGAUCCUUCGCUUCCUAGAAAUUGAGAUGGGAGAUGAGAUACUGUUUCAUAAGCCUGGGAAAUAUCCUGAGACUCCACUACCAAGAGAAAUGAUUGAUCUAGAGGCAGUUUUGGAGAAAUUGGAAGGGGAGCUACAAGAGGCCAACCAGAACCUGCAAGCAUUGAGGCAGAACUUUCUAGAACUCACUGAACUAAAGCAUCUUCUGAAGAAAACCCAGGACUUUUUUGAGACUGAAACUAAUUUGCCUGAUGAUUUCUUCAAUGAAGACACCUCUGGGCUGUUGGAGCUAAGAAGCACACCGGCAGCAGUUGCUGCAAAACUGGGAUUCAUAGCUGGUGUGAUCAAGAGGGAAAGGAUGGUGCCUUUUGAGCGUUUGCUUUGGAGAGCUUGCCGAGGGAACAUCUAUUUGAGGUUCAGUGAAAUGGAUACUCCUCUGGAAGAUCCUAUCACUAAAGAAGAGAUGAAAAAGAAUGUCUUCAUUAUUUUCUACCAAGGGGAGCAGCUCAGACAGAAAAUCAAGAAGAUUUGUGAUGGGUUCCGUGCUACAGUGUACCCUUGCCCAGAGUCUGCUGGAGAGCGCCGAGAAAUGGCCGCUGGGGUGAACACAAGGAUUGAGGAUCUAAACACAGUGAUCACCCAAACAGAGUCUCAUCGCCAGGGACUGUUGAAGGAAGCAUCUGCCAACCUGUGGAGCUGGGGGAUCAAGGUGAAAAAAAUGAAGGCCAUCUACCACAUCCUGAAUUCUUGCAACAUUGAUGUCACACAGCAAUGUGUGAUUGCAGAGAUCUGGUUCCCUGUGACAGACACAUGCAGAAUAAAAAGGGCUCUGAAUCAAGGAAUGGAACGAAGUGGAUCUACAAUCAACCCUAUCCUGACUGCUAUACAGACCAAGAUGGCUCCUCCCACAUUUAACAGAACCAAUAAAUUCACAGCUGGUUUUCAAAACAUUGUUAAUGCUUAUGGAGUGGGGAAUUACAGGGAAAUGAAUCCAGCCCCCUACACCAUCAUUACCUUCCCCUUUCUGUUUGCGGUCAUGUUUGGUGAUUGUGGCCAUGGUACGGUCAUGUUGGCCUUUGCUCUCUGGAUGGUCACUAAUGAGAAGUCCCUUUUAGCCCAGAAGAGUGACAAUGAGAUCUGGAACACCUUUUUCAGUGGCCGCUACCUGAUCCUACUCAUGAGUAUCUUCUCCAUCUACACUGGCUUCAUCUACAAUGAUUGCUUCUCCAGAUCAUUCAACAUAUUUGGAUCUUCUUGGCAUGUCCGUCCCAUGUUUGAGAAAGGUGGAUGGACGGAGAGUUAUAUCCAUCAAGGUGUUUCAUUUGAGCUGAAUCCAACAAUAGCGGGCGUGUACUCUGGAAAUCCCUAUCCUUUUGGAAUAGAUCCGAUCUGGAACAUUGCAGACAACAAGCUGACCUUCUUGAAUUCCUACAAAAUGAAAAUGUCUGUCAUCGUGGGAAUCACACACAUGGUCUUUGGGGUGGUGCUCAGUGUCUUCAACCAUGUAUAUUUCAGGAACACUAUCAACAUUAUCUUGCAGUUCAUUCCAGAGAUGAUCUUCAUCCUUUGCUUGUUUGGUUACCUCGUUGUCAUGAUUAUUUUCAAGUGGUGCCAGUAUGAUGCCUAUGGUGCCCAAGAUGCCCCAAGCAUCCUUAUCCAUUUUAUCAACAUGUUUCUGUUUAGUUACAGUGAUAAGACAAAUCUUCCCCUCUAUGAGCACCAGCAAGAAGUACAGACCUUCCUGGUCAUUUUUGCCUUGAUAUCUAUUCCUUGGAUGCUCCUGAUUAAGCCCUUCAUUCUUCGAGCCAAACAUCAAAGAGAGCAGAGAAUGCUGGUUUCAUCUGGACCAUCAGAGAGUCCCACUGGUGAUAUUGAGGUGGAAAUCAUGGAGUCUAAUGACUCCAAGAAGGCAAACCAGCAUGACCAUGAGGCUGGUGGCCAUGGAGGACAUGAUGAUCACGAGGAAGAGUUUAACUUCGGAGAUAUCUUUGUGCACCAGGCUAUCCAUACCAUUGAAUACUGCUUGGGUUGCAUUUCCAACACAGCUUCUUACCUACGGCUCUGGGCUCUCAGCUUGGCUCAUGCACAGCUCUCGGAAGUCCUCUGGACCAUGGUAUUGCAUAUUGGGUUGAGCUCGAGUAGUUGGUCAGGACUCAUUGUGGUCUUUAUCAUUUUUGCUGUCUUUGCUGGUCUGACAGUAGCCAUUCUGCUUAUCAUGGAGGGCCUCUCUGCCUUCUUACAUGCACUAAGGCUUCACUGGGUGGAGUUUCAGAACAAAUUCUAUGCCGGAGCUGGUUAUGCAUUCACACCAUUCUCCUUUAGGACCAUCAUAGAAGGAACAGAAGAAUGAAACCCAUUCAGAGCACAGAAAUCUGAAACUCUGUGGCUUGCUUCCAUUCUUUUCUUCUUCUUUUCUGAGAAUUUCCCUGAGAAUUAAGAACUUUGAGGAAUGAAGAAGCUGCUUCUGCAUUGCCUUCAUAUAUUGUACAGUUAAUUGUAAGGAAAAAUCCCCCUUCCCUAGCUGAAUAUCGUAAUGACCUUUGCCACCCAGUCCAGUAGGCUUAACAGAUAGUUAAGCAUAACACUUCUCUCUGUCAUCCACUGUAAAACAAAACCAUGAAUCAUCAAUCUGGUUCUAAACAAAGAUCUAAACCACAAAUGUUAGUUUGCCUAUAUUAUUUGAUGUCACUAUGCCCCCUGAAAAAAGCCAGACCUGAAUAUAUGGUGGAUCCUUCCUAUCAGUGGGCUGGAGAUUCAUAGAUUUGACCACCUGUGAAUCACCACAGCUCAUAUUUCUCAGUGGUGGCACAUGCAUACAUUGGGAUGCAGCUGCCAUUGAAUAAUAUGAGGUGCAACUGUCCAUGUUUUUUACCAUCUUCAGGAGCUCCUGGAACUGGACCAUCACAGAUGGGAAAGGUCCACUGUACAAUUAGAUGGUUCUACUGGGUAGACAGCGAUAUACUACUUGUGAUCUCUUUGGAUGUUGUUGGACUACAACUCUAAUCUCUCAUCAAGCCUGAUGGAAUCUGCAUUCCAAUAACAUAUGGAAGACCACUUUGGAAGUACCUUAAUGAUCAUGAUUCUAUCAUUGUGUGCUAGAAAAAGAGAAGCUGAAAUGGCAGUUUCUCUUGCCACUGGCCAGUGUUGUGGUUAAAACAAAGCCAAACCUGACAGUGUUGUCCCUUCAGCAUCACUACUGAAAGCACUGGUCUUAUAUUUGCAUCCCUGACAUAAGUGGUUCACCUUGGAAUUAAAUGGGAUUUUAUUUCUUGGUAUAUUUCCUGUAUAGAGAGUGCUAGAAAGGCAUCCAAAAGAUGACGUCUUAGGCUGAAUCUGCACAGUAGAAUUAAUAUAGUUUGACACCACUUUAACUGCCAUGGUUCAAUGCUGUGGAAUUCGCGGAUUUGUAGUUUUGUGGGAUACUUAGCCUCCUGUCUCAUAAAGUUCUGGUGCCACAACAAACUACAAAUCCCAGGAUUCCAUGGUAUGGAACCAUUGCAGUUAAAGCAGUGUUAAACUGCAUUACUUCUGCAGUGCGGCAGCCACCCCUAUUUCUGACUCCUACAACUGCUAAUUUAAGCCCCUUUAUAUAACUGACUAGUUAGGAAUGCAAGAGCAUUUUCCUUCUGAGCCCCCUCCACAUGGUAUUACAAGUAGUAACUAGUAAAUAACAGAAAUAGAGAGAUGUGUUGAGACCAGGACUUGGAAGAGUUACUUUUUUGGACUCCAAGCCCCUAAAUCCCUCAGGCUGAAUGAUCCUGUAAUUAUAGUCUUUAAAAGCCAAUUUCCCCAGCUCUGGUUAAACCCUGUGGGUUUAAAUAUUGAGAAAACCCAAAGGAUUACAAGCCAUGGCUUCUCUGCUCACAAACGUACAUUGUCUAAAUACAGCUUUAAUUCCUGCUGUGUAAAACAUACAUCCUUCUGUGAGACUGCUCUUCUAAUUCUCCAAAUGAAUUGUUUGUUAAUUGGUUUAAUAAAGGAAAUGAA
Molecule: messenger RNA, 4307 nt
Organism: Sceloporus undulatus (fence lizard)
Lineage: Eukaryota; Metazoa; Chordata; Lepidosauria; Squamata; Phrynosomatidae
Gene: ATP6V0A4
Product: ATPase H+ transporting V0 subunit a4
Exons: 21
Coding region: 7-2670 (887 amino acids)
Biological process (GO): proton transmembrane transport; vacuolar acidification
Cellular component (GO): plasma membrane; vacuolar proton-transporting V-type ATPase complex; vacuolar proton-transporting V-type ATPase, V0 domain
Molecular function (GO): ATPase binding; proton-transporting ATPase activity, rotational mechanism
Source: RefSeq, a predicted model, not a curated record